Molecule: messenger RNA, 1501 nt
Organism: Oncorhynchus keta (chum salmon)
Lineage: Eukaryota; Metazoa; Chordata; Actinopteri; Salmoniformes; Salmonidae
Product: GTPase IMAP family member 7-like
Exons: 3
Coding region: 135-1172 (345 amino acids)
Molecular function (GO): GTP binding
Source: RefSeq, a predicted model, not a curated record
CAACGUAGGCAGAGGGAGCUGAAAGAGCUGGUUCAACGCAGGCAGAGGAGCUGAAAGAGCUGGUUCAACGCAGGCAGAGGGAGCUGAACGAGCUGGUGACAUUUGACAAUAUAUUGGCAAAGAGGGACAGAACCAUGACUGAAGCUACACCACUGAGAGAGAUGGAGCUGAAACGGCAGCCUGAGUCUGAUGGGUGUGGCGCAACAAAUCAUGAUGGGUCUGGUUUGACCGCUGACCUGAGGAUUGUGUUGCUAGGGAAGACUGGAGCAGGGAAGAGCGCAACAGGAAACACCAUCCUGGGGAAGAAUGUAUUUAAAGUGGACUCUUCCCCUGCGUCAGUGACCGGACAGUGUGAGAGACAGAGUGGAGAGGUCAACGGGACGACGGUUCAUGUGGUUGACACGCCGGGCCUCUUCGACACAGCCCGGUCGGACGAAGAGGUGAAGGAGAAAAUAGAGGAGUGCGUUAACAUGUCCGUCCCGGGCCCCCACGCCUUCCUGCUGGUGAUCAGGCUGGGGGUGAGGUUCACAGAGGAGGAGAGGAACGCCGUGAGGUGGAUCCAGGAGAACUUCGGAGAGGACGCCUCCAUGUACACCAUCUUGCUGUUCACCUGUAAAGACCAGCUGAAGGGGAAACAGGUGACAGAUUCUCUGAAGAUGUGUAAAGAGCUGCGGAGACUCUCCAUCACGUUAGGAGGCGGGUAUCACUCGUUCAACAACGACGCCAAAGACGACCCGGCUCAGGUCCCAGAGCUGCUGGAGAAGAUCAAAGAGAUGGUGGAGCUGAAUGGAGGAGAGCACUACACCAACGAGAUGUACCAGAAGGCUCAGAGGAAGAUCAGAGAGGCGGAGGAGAGGAGCAGGGAGGAGGAGAAAAGACGGAGGAAGGAGGAGGAGAGAAAGUUAAAAGAAGAGGUAAAGGUCGAGAUAGAGAAAGAAAAGGAGGAAGAGAAAAGGGAGAAGGUAGAUAAAAAGAGGAAUCUCCACAUCGCUCUAGCAGUAACAGUAGUGUGUGUAGUAGUAGGGGUGAUCAUAGCAGCUGCUGCUGAUACCACAGUGGCCCUGGCUCUAGCUCCACUCCUACUGGUGCUGGGAGCAGCCAGUGGAAUAACGGCUAUCUGUCUAAAGAAUGGAAGGUGUGGAGCUAAAACACCCGUCUCCGUAGCUGUAUAACAAUCACAUACUGUAUACCUCAUUAAGGCUGUUUUUACACUGGCAACACAAUUCUGAUCUUUUGCCACUAAUUGGUCUUUUGACCAAUCCGAUCUAUUAUCAAUAAUUGGGCAAAAUAUCAGAAUUUGUCUGCCUGUGUAAAGAUCAGAAUUAGGCUGCCCGUGUAAAGAUCAGAAUUAGGUUACCUGUGUAAACGAGGCCGAACAAGACCUAACAACAGAAACAUAGAUUGAAUGAUUGAUUGAUAGAUGGUUUUAUAGAUAGAUAGAUAGAUAGAUAGAUAGAUAGAUAGAUAGAUAGAUAGAUAGAUAGAUAGAUAGAUAGAUAGA